GCGUUGUAAAGGGCACACAUAAAUUUGCGCAUAACAUAAAUGUCCCCAAAACUAACUGCCGCACCAGUGCAGACGGAUUGAGAAUGUCUGCUCCUCAAAUAGUGAAGCAGAUUUUAUGUCUGGCCCUUUGUUUGGAUAUGGUACGAGAGCAAAAGUCCUUACUCUGCGAAUACAAAGCUGCACCACCAUCAAGCCUCAAUGACUCUCUCGCAAAGUUUCUCCCUUCUCCUUCCUAUCGUCCAUCUGGUUACCACAAAAUAUCUUUUCAGCAGUUGUCUGUCAAGGAGUGUGCGCAGUUAUGCCUUCAAGUGGCUGGAGAAAAUAUUUACAACUGUAGUUCCUUUGAACACAUAACAGCUACACGUGAUUGUCUUUUGACGGAGCUCUCGUGUAAAGAUCAUGAACUAUUGCUCGAUAACUCAAGAUCUUUUUAUCAACUGAAAGGCCCAAAUAGAACGACGCCCUGUGCAGCUGUUUCUUCCUCGACUUCUUUGUCUACAAGCUUCAUUCGACCAUCCACAGUGUCUCAAAUCGCGUCUUUUACUAGCACAAUCGCAACUUCUCAGGAUACACCAAGAUUAAAGAGCGAAAGUAAUAACCUAACGUUUCAAGUAAAGCUGCGACUGGAAAACGAGUCUUGGAGACUUUCUUAUGAAAACAAAAGCAGUGGUAUGUCCUUGAACAUGUCGUCUGCCUUAGAGGAAAACAUCUUCCUAGUUAUAGGUAAUGCUUCUUCACUUCUGCAAGUAUCAGUACUUCAACUAAGGAAUACCAGCGGCUUGGUUAUCGCAGAUAUUCGUCUAACGUUUUCAGGGGAGUUCCACUUGCGUCAUACGAACCAAUUUUACAGUUUCCUCUCCAAAAGUGGACGCUUAGGGUCCAUGCCAAUCAGUGUCAUCAAUGAUACAUUUCCAGGAAAGCCGCCCGAGCAAUUAAACGUCACCGUACAAGGCCCAACAGCGCUUCAUGUGUCAUGGUCAUCUGAGAGAAAACGACAGGUGAUAGAGAACUGGGGCCUAAGAGUCAUUUACAAAGCCACUGAUAACAUUAUACGCAGUGUUUUAGUGAAGGAGAGCCAAUCAGAAGUUAAUAUAUCAAGAUUACAACCUGGUACUACAUACACAAUUUGGACCGUACGCGUCACUUCAAAAGGCUUCGGGUUCCCCUCGAAAGCUCUCAAUAUCACCACUCGGCAUCGAGCUCCACAGGAUGUCAGUAUACACUUCAAAGUGUUACUAAUGAAUGUGUCAUGGGACACUCAGCUUGGAAACAAGAGUAGCGAAACGUCUAUGAAUUUGUCGUCGGUUAUAGAAACCAGCGUCAUAGUCUUACAUCAAAAUGAAUCAUCCUUCAAGAACGUCUCAAGUAUACAAAUCAGCAGCAACUACAGUGGUGAGACUUUGGUCUCCAUGGAAGCCCUUUACAAUCCAAACACUAAAAUGAGAGACCUCUACAACAUAUAUGAGGCUCUCUACAUCGAGAAAAGGCUGCAAAACCUGCAAAUAAAAGUGAUCGACGACAACAUUCCAGGAAAGCCGCCGAGGAAUCUAACGUCAAUUCCACUGAGUCCUUCCUCUAUCAAUGUCACAUGGAACUUUCCUCAAUCGAACCACUGUGAGGUUUUCCCUCUUCAAGGAUUCCGUACUUUCUAUUCUUUACAAAAAAAUGUGACUAAUAUUCAAUUCGUGGACGUCAAAAGCCCUAAAAAUUAUAUCUUCAUACAAAAUCUGGAAAAUUUUAAAUAUUACUCGCUUUGGGUACAAACGAUAACUUCACGAGGCCUUGGGCCAAAAAGCACAGUAGUGCUAGCAAGGACGUUAGAAAAAGUUGUUCCUAUCAACGCAUCCGUACAGCUGAUUAAUAAGGAAUGGACAGAUGAUUUUUUAAAUCUAACAUCGAGCUCCUUCAUGAAUCUAACAAAGCAGUUACAAACUCAGGUAGCAGGUCUUUAUCCAAACGAAACUCAUCUACGAGAUAUAGUUAUUCAUCGCUUCAGGAACGACAGUGGCAAAGUCAUUGCAGAUAUGGUAAUUAUCUUUGGUCAACAAGUGGAAAUGGAACAGUUUAUAACUCUUUACCAGGCUCUUUACCGGAAUGGCUCUCUUGGCGACUUAACGGUACACCCCACAUGGGACAAUAUCCCCGGAAAACCUCCAGAAAACAUCUCAGCACUCGCUUCAAGUACAACUAGCAUUCGAGUGAAUUGGAACAGGGUCCCAAGUGACUCGGAUAUCAUACAAUUUAAGGUAUAUUACGUAACAGCAGACAGUCAAAAUGAAACCAUUUCAAUGAUUAACGUCAAUGCAACAAAAGACAGCGUGGGGAUCGGAAACCUGGAAAAGUUUGUCAACUACACCGUUUGGGUGAGGAGUGUUUCAAGAAGGGGUCCUGGUCUCUCCAGCCUUCUGAUCUACGUCAGAACAUUGGAGGAAGUUGUACCAAUCAACUUGACAAUUCGUUUCACCAGUAUGAAGUGGAAUGCAAAUCUUUCCAAUCCAGAGAGUGGAAGCUUCAGAAACUUGUCUCAAACAAUAAGAGAAAAUAUACUUACAUUGUAUGGCCAGGAGUCGAGCUAUCUGCGAGAUGUGCGAUGUCAUCGAUUUACAAAUGGAAGUGUUUUGGCAGAUAUGACUAUUGUUUAUGGUCAAAAUGUUGGACCCCAACAGUUUCGCACUAUUUACAAAGCACUGUAUCAAGAUGGAAGACUGGGAAACUUGACCGUCCAACCAGUCAGCGAUAAUGUGCCUGGUAAACCACCAGCCAACAUAACUGCCAAAUCUAACACGUCCACCAGCAUUGAAGUCACGUGGCUAUGCGUCGACUGUCAGCAGCACAAUUUCACUGUAGCAUUUCUUAUUUCCUACAAACAUGAGAAGAGUAACCGAACAGUAGGUCGCUCGGUAAACAAGACUGUAAGGAAGCUCUUGAUAACUGGGUUGGGCAAGUACACAAACUACACGGUAUACGUGACUAGCAUAACGAGCUGGGGACUGGGUCUGCCGGGUGAACGACUAUCUAUACUAACACAAGAGGAUGUGCCCAGUCUUGCUCCGGCAAAUCUUCGCGCGCACAACACAAGUUCAACAAGCCUUCAAGUAGCCUGGGAGCCACUUCCUGUCAGUGAAAUAAACGGCAUUUUGUUAGGUUACAAAGUGACGUACAAGAAACGUGGGGUAAUCUUCGCCUUAGAGCAAAGCGUGAACACGACGCUGAAUUUCACCAUACUCAUCGCAUUGGACAAGUUCACUGUUUAUGACGUAAAUGUUUCGGCAUUUACUCGUGUUGGGAAUGGACCAGAAGCAAAUGUAACGAUAUCGACAGACCAGGAUGUUCCCAGUCUUCCGCCAACCAAUCUUGCGGCAUACAACACGAGCUCGACAAGUUUGAUGGUGACCUGGAAUCCAGUCCCGCUGGGAUUCACUCACGGGAUUGUUCGGGGAUACAUGGUGUUGUACAAAAGAGAGAAAUAUGGAAAUGAAAGUUACUCAAAUAUAACAAGCUCAGUGACCUCUGCAAACCUCACCAGUCUUGACAAAUUUACAAUGUACCUUAUCAAAGUUUUGGCGUUUACAAUAAAAGGGAGUGGUGCGGUAACAAAUGACACUCGCGUGAGAACACGCGAGGAUGUUCCCAGUCUACCACCCAAACACCUUGCAGCUCACAAUACCAGUUCAACCAGUUUAAUGGUGACGUGGUCAAAUGUGCCUGACGGAUUCGUGCAUGGUAUCCUACGAGGUUAUCGUGUUUUGUUCAAAACAGAUCAGGGCAUUUCGUACCGCAACGUGACAACAGCCAAUCAAAGCUUUGAGUUGACGAGUCUUGAAAAGUUUACAAAGUACACUGUUAAGGUUUUGGCGUUUACUCGCAUUGGUGAUGGAAAUAAAUCUGACCCUGUCACCGUGUCAACUGAUGAAGAUGUUCCAAGUCUCCCACCCAAGAACGUGAGUUCCUACAAUACAAGCUCGACCAGUGUUCAUGUAAGCUGGCAUGAGGUACCCGUUGGCUUUGUCCACGGUAUUCUACUCGGUUACCGCGUUCUAUACAAAGAAGCGAGUGCAUUGAAGAAUCAAAGCAUUGUUUCAACCUCAGCAAAUACGAAAACAAAGGAAUUGCAAGGACUACAGAAAUUCACCGUCUAUGAGAUUUCCGUCUUAGCAUUUACAAGAAUUGGGGACGGGAUCAACUCCACCACGCUAUUCGUUUCAACGGACGAGGACAUACCCAGUCUACCCCCGUCUGAUGUGGCAGCGCACAACACCAGCUCCACCAGUCUUAUGGUGAUCUGGCGUAAGGUUCCAAAGGGAUUUGUUCACGGAAUUCUUCGGGGGUACCGAGUCUUCUACAAGAAGACUGAGGAUGAAGAAAGCUAUCUCAACUCAACCACAGGCCCAACCGAGCAAGAACUUAGCAUCACAGGCUUGAAAAAGUUCACGGAAUAUUCAAUGAAAGUGUUGGCUUUCACAAUAAAGGGUGACGGAGCAGUGUCCAAUAACAUUUCUGUUACGACAGAUGAAGAUGUUCCCAGCUUGCCCCCUCAAAGGGUCCACUCGUACAACACAAGCUCUACAAGUGUGAACGUCACAUGGCUUGAGGUUCCCAUCGGGUUUGUCCACGGCAUAUUACAAGGUUACCGAGUAUUCUACAGUGUAACCGAAAACCAAUCUGCAAUUGUGCCUUAUACCAUCGUGCCUGCGAGAAAUCUGUUCAAGGAACUGACGGGGCUGAAAAAGUUUACAAACUACACUGUACAAGUGGCUGCUUUUACAAGGAUUGGAUACGGGGCAAAGUCGCUGCAAUUCAUAGUUUCUACCGAUGAAGAUGUUCCUAGUCGUUCUCCUCAAAAUCUGUGGGCUAAUAAUAUCAGUUCAACCGCACUGAGAAUAACGUGGAACCCAGUACCCACCGGAUUUGUUCACGGCAUUUUGCGAGGUUACCGAAUACUAUAUAAAGAGAAGAACAAGCCUUCAGCACCGUAUACAAAGAUCACUGUGUCUCCCGGUGUUAGAAAGAGAGAAAUACAUGAUCUCAAGAAAUUUACCUAUUACAGCAUACAGGUCCUUGCGUUUACCAUCAAAGGAGAUGGUAUCCAGUCUCCAACGGUAGAUGUUUCAACAGACGAGGACACUCCAAGCGAGACACCGCAAAAUGUUUACGCAAGGGACAAGGAAAGCGCCACAAAAAUCUCCGUGUCAUGGCAAAGUCCACCUGCACACACCAUACACGGUAUCCUUCGUGGGUACUACAUUUGGUACAGCAUCAUCAGCCUUGGUAUUCAUGAUAAAACGCCAGUUUUUCCAAAAGACUACGUCAAGAAGAAAUUAUCAGCCUCAAUGAAAAGUGACGUGCUCAUUGAUUUAGAGAGCUACGCUAAGUAUGACAUAAGGAUCGCAGCUUUUACCAGCAAAGGACAUGGACCAAUUAAAGACAUAACCACUAGAACCUGCAGAUGUCGCUCUACCAUUCCUACCAACUGGUGGAACAAUCCUCCAUACGUAAGCUCUCGACCUAACAGCAACAGCAGCAAGGAAAGUGGUAUUAUACCAGCCAUCUUGCAGCAAAUAGUAACUCACUGCUGCCAAAGCUGCGCUGAGUUUGGCACCUCGGCGGUUGACUUUACCACUGAUGCAGACGGGUUAGAAGCCAAGAAGAAUGGCGUCAUAGAGGUAAAGGAUGCAAUAAGCACCAAGACGAUGAUUUCUUUUGGAGUCGCUGGAGUGAUGCCACAGGAGACCUACCAUAGUCCUGACGGCGAUGCAGAGUAUGUACCAAUUAUGGAGACACCAGGUGUCGCUUUUAUCGUCGCUGAAAGAAGAGAUAUUCACAAGGAAGUCCUGCUCGCGAUCCUCAGCUGCUGGCCUGCUGUAGUUAUCGCAUGUGUUAUGACAUACCUGGCUGGAAUCGUAGUGUGGGCCUUGGACAUGAACUGGAAUCAUGUUGAUUUUCCCAAAUCUUUCGUUGCUGGAUCAUUGGAGGGAUUCUGGUGGUCGUUUGUUACUAUGACAACAGUUGGGUACGGUGAACGAAUUCCCAAGUCCAUCCUCGCGCGGUCUUUUGCCUUUUUGUGGACUUGGAUUGGCAUCGCCACAAUGGCGGUUGUUACUAGCAGCAUUACAGCUUCUCUAAUGAGUAUGGUGUUCCAGUCAGAGAAGAUGCUAUACGGAACAAAGUUGGCGGCCAUUGCUAACUCCAGUGAAUACCAGUUAGGACUCAGACGAAAUGCCAUACUAAACACAGACCGCUCAUACGGGAACAUAUACGAUAUUUAUGACGAUCUUGAAAAUAACCGGGUGCAUGCAGCACUUUUGGAUUCGUACUCAACAGCGAGUGAGACCAAGUUGUUCAGUAAGGACUGGAUCCGAGUAAUAGAGAUUAUUCCUGUUAGAUACGAAUCUGCUAAUGGCCUGGUGCUGACCGGAGACGCCACUAGAUUGGCGCGCUGUUUUCGGCGCUACGUGAAAUCGGAAACAAGCAGCAUACAUAGAACAAUACAGAAAAAUGUGGGAUCAAUAGAGGCAGGUGAUGUUCCUUUUGCGGUGAAGACAUCGUCAGAGUUGCUAACAGAAGAGUCCUACGUGUAUGUGAAUACAGUCAUCAUCCUUGGUGCGUCUUUAGGCGUCUUCACUUUGUGUGGUCUCUUUUGGCAUUUUUGUUUCUCCAAGAGGACGCCGUCGCCAAAGCCUUCCGAGUCAGCCGAACAAAUAGUGGUCGUCGACGGGUCAAGCAAAUCACGAAUAACCCGUCAGGAAUUGAUGGAACAGCUGAAACAAGAUAUCGCCGAGUUUUAUGCAUCCUUUCGACGAAGGUAUCUUGCUUUACGACGAAAACAUAUCGAACAGAUUAAGGAGUUCAGGAGAGAACGCAGUGGUAAUCAAGACACAGAGUUUAGAAGACUAACGGAGUUAGCAGCAAAUCGAAGAGGACAUUACGUGGUGACAAAAGACGCAGAUAUCAACUCGAUAUUUGAAGGAAUGGACAUGACAAUAUUCGACAAAAGAAGCAGCAACAGAUGGUGAACUGACACUAAGGAAUAAACAGUCCCAUCCAGAUGUUUGCUGAAAAAUGAUGAUGUCAACGAUUAAUAUUCCAAGUGAUGGAAUAAGCCAUUUUCGAUGCAUUAAAAUUCAAACUUGGCUCCGAGGUUUGGGGGAAUAAACAAAAGAGAUUACAUCAAGGUUGAAGGCUGGCUGAGUCGGAGUCAUGGUAGAAAUCUAAUGUAUUCAAAAUGACCUAUUAUAAAAAAAUUAGUGAAAAUAUGACAGUUUGACAUAUGUCAUUUAGAGCUGCUCUACAAACAUUUCCAUGCAAAUUUUACACGUUAACUUUAUUUCUAGAUUAGGGAACCGUGACAGGAGGCUCUAAAAGAUGCAAAUUUAGUUAGAAGUACCCUUAUCAAAAACAAGUAAUCUUUACACAUUUCUCGCCCAGGUAGCAUCUUGGAAAUGUCAAGAGAAAAUAAUGGCACCAUUAUUUUUUAUUGGAAACGUGUAAUUAUGCAAGUUAUAACAUCAAGUUUUGCCGCUCACGUCUUUCGCACACUAAAAAAAAUUUACUCCAGCGCCCAAAAUGACGUAAAUCAUGUGUACAAGAAAAGAUAUUCACAACAUUGUAAUUUAGCAAGCCGUUUUAUAAUAAAAGCAGAAGAAUUGACAAAAUAUGUUACAGUGGAUCAGUGCAUGGUUAAUAUAUGCAGCUGAGUGCCGUCUCUUUAAGAUGCAGUUAACUUAACUGGCUCGUUAGGCUCUUCUGUUUCAUUCAA
Stylophora pistillata is the source of this 7756-nucleotide messenger RNA. RefSeq lists its product as uncharacterized. The record is from RefSeq and is a predicted model, not a curated record. Gene Ontology annotation, molecular function: protein binding. NCBI's taxonomy places the organism in Eukaryota, Metazoa, Cnidaria, Anthozoa, Scleractinia, Pocilloporidae.